This is a messenger RNA of Indicator indicator, 522 nucleotides long. It is a transcript of the gene TMEM216, whose product is annotated as transmembrane protein 216. Gene Ontology annotation, biological process: non-motile cilium assembly. Lineage: Eukaryota; Metazoa; Chordata; Aves; Piciformes; Indicatoridae. The record is from RefSeq and is a predicted model, not a curated record. The transcript is spliced from 4 exons. Gene Ontology annotation, cellular component: ciliary transition zone. The coding region runs from base 1 to 522 and encodes 173 amino acids.
AUGGCGAUGGAAGAUGGCGCCCAGGAGCGCGGGCCGCGGCGGGGUUCGGAGCGGGGCUGGGGCCGGGCUCUGUGUGGCCCCCACCCCGCCCAUGGCCGCCUCGCACCCGCAGACCGCCAGCGCUCCUCGGCCCCGCUGCAGGUCCUGCUCUUCCUCAAUGGCUGGUACAGCGCGACCUAUUUCCUCCUGGAGGGAUUCAUCUUCGUAUACAAGGUGCUGCUGCUGCCCUACCCCUUCACCAACCUGGUGCUGGACGUGGUGCUGCUCUUCCUCUACCUCAGUACUGAAGCCACUCGCAUCUUCUUUGGCUCCAAGGGCAACCUGUGCCAGCGGAAGGUGCCACUCUCCAUCAGCCUGGCCCUGACCAUCCCUGCAGCCGUCAUGGCCACCUACUACCUGCUGCUGCAGACCUAUGCCCUGCGCCUGGAAGCCAUCCUGAAUGCCAUCCUCCUGCUCUUCUACUCCCUGGAGCUGCUGCUGGGCCUCCUGGCACUGGUCUCCUUCUCCAGGUACCUCUGCUAG